AUGGCAAGCAAUGGCUUGAGUAUGUUUCAAUUCCCUCGUCUUACCAAAGAGAAUUAUGAUAAUUGGUGUCGUCGCAUGAAAGUCUUAUUAGGUUCUCAAGAUGCAUGGGAGAUUGUAGAGAAAGGUUAUACCCAACCUCAAAAUGAGGCUAUUUUGUCACCAAAUGAGAAGGAGACUUUGUUGAAGUCAAAGAAGAAGGAUCAACAAGCACUUACUUUCAUUCAUCAAGGUUUGGAUGAAGCUAUGUUCGAGUUGGUGUCAAAUGCAACCACAUCCAAAGAAGCAUGGGAGAUUUUGAAAACCUCCCUUGAAGGAGUUGAUAAGGUAAAAAAGGUGCGCCUACAAACUCUACGUAGAGAGUUUGAAUCAUUGCAUAUGAAGGAAUCUGAAUCUAUCUCAGAUUUUGGCAACAAGGUGUUGGCUAUUGUGAACCAAAUGAAGCAUUAUGGAGAAAAUAUGGAAGAUGUUCGUGUGGUGGAAAAGAUCCUUCGCUCCUUAAUCGCUAAAUUUGAUUAUGUGAUUUGUGCUAUUGAAGAGUCUAAGGAUUUAGACUCAAUGACCGUAGACCAAUUGAUGGGUUCUCUUUAA
This is a messenger RNA of Glycine soja, 588 nucleotides long. RefSeq lists its product as uncharacterized. The record is from RefSeq and is a predicted model, not a curated record. The transcript has a single exon. Bases 1 to 588 code for a protein of 195 amino acids. Lineage: Eukaryota; Viridiplantae; Streptophyta; Magnoliopsida; Fabales; Fabaceae.